AUGGCCCCAGCCGUGGGUUCAGGUGGAGACACCAAAACGGGCGUCUACACUCAAUAUGAUGACCUGGGAUCAACUGCUGCGAACACAAGAGCCAAUUCCAUGCUCUCGCUGUCAACGACCAUUGCAUCCACCAGAGGAAGCUUCGAGGAUGGAAAUUUUCAUCGACAAUCUCAAGAUGGCGAGUUGCACACGAUCCCCACUAGACCGCGUGGGAACUCUCAUAUGGGUGAAGCGCUGGAGAAUUUGUCUCGGACGAUGUCGAGCAUGCCCGAGCAAGAAGGACAUUUCGACCUCGGCAUCGUGCAGUCCCGCCGCUCAAUCAAACAUAUGCCCGGCCUGGCGGAAGAAGCCGGAUCGCCGACUCUAGCGAAAUACCAGGGCGUCCCACCUGAACUAGGCAGUCUCACGUCCGAGCUGAUAUUUGUAUUUGUCUGCUCGGCCGGACUGAUGUUUUUCGCUUUCCUACUUGGAGAUAUCACUGUGAACCAGAUCACGCUGAGGCGCGCAUUGGGGAUCACUAAUAGUCAGCUUCCAUGGCUGCUGGGUGCCUAUACACUCCCAUUGAGUCUUUCGGUGAUUAUUUCUGGUUCGUUGACGGAUCUGACCCCACCGAGAAUGAUCAUGGUCGGUGCAUUCGCCUGGUUGACCAUUUGGAACAUCGUCGGUGUUUGGUCGAUUAGUCCGGAGAAGGUGAUUCUCUUUUAUAUCGUUCGCGCAAUGCAGGGUCUUGCGAUCGGAGUGCUGGUCUCCGGAUCAAUGAGCAUUCUUGGUCGUAUCUAUAAACCCGGUCUGCGGAAGAACAAAGUUUUCUCUGCAAUGUCCGCCACAUCGCCAUUCGGCUUCUGGCUAGGUGGGAUCCAGGGUGGAGCAUUCAAAUCCUGUCUAUGGUGGAUCUUUGGAUCUAAUGCGAUCAUCUCGGGCAUGUGUUUGGUAGCCGCUUACAUGGUAAUCCCACCUCUUCGUCCAAUGGCCGAUAUCGCCGGCACCGAAGCGCCCUCGAUUCGCCAGUUUGAUUUUCUUGGAGCGGGAGUUGCAGUCACGGGCUGCGUGUGCCUCCUUUUCGGUCUUACUCAAGGAGCCGUGGUCGAGUGGACCCCCUACACAUACGCACUCGUCAUAGUCGGGAUUCUCCUAUUGAUCGGGUUCUUCUUCGUCGAACGCUGGGUUGCACGCCCCUUAAUCCCUAAUCGACUCUGGAAGACAAAGGGAUUCACACCACUCAUGAUUGCCUAUUUCCUAGGCUACGGGGCUUUCUCCGGCUGCUGGCAAUUCUACGCGAUUCAAUUUCUGCUUCGAAUCCAGGGACACAGUCCGCUUACCUGUGCUCUUUAUCUCCUCCCAAAUGCCAUCGUUGGGGUUCUUGCAACGUGGGUGGUGAGUAAGACUCUUCAUAUCGUCCCCGGCCAUUAUAUUUAUUUCACCGCCAUGGUCGCCUUUGCGCUGGGCCCGGCAUUCUUCCUCCCACAGAAUGCUGGUACAAGUUACUGGCCGCUUUCUUUUCCGGGAAUCGCUCUCGUGACAUUUGGACCUGAUCUAUCGUUCGCGGCAGCAUCAAUCUACAUUACGAGUAAUGUGCGUCGAUCCUACCAAGGGAGUGCUGGUAGUCUGCUCGUUACGAUGCAGAAUUUGAGUAAUGCUGUUAUGACGGCUGUUGGGGAUGCCAUUGGAAAUAAGGUUGCUAAAGAUGCAUCUGGGAGUAUUGGUUUAGAGGGACUUCGAGCUGUCUGGUGGUUUGCUUUGGCUGCCGAGGUUGUUGCUGCCCUGAUCACUCUAAUUUGGGUGCGGAUCCCGAAAGAAGAAGAAAAGGAACAUGUUACUUAG
This is a messenger RNA of Penicillium pulvis, 1821 nucleotides long. RefSeq lists its product as uncharacterized. Gene Ontology annotation, molecular function: transmembrane transporter activity. The record is from RefSeq and is a predicted model, not a curated record. Bases 1 to 1821 code for a protein of 606 amino acids. The transcript has a single exon. Gene Ontology annotation, biological process: transmembrane transport. Lineage: Eukaryota; Fungi; Ascomycota; Eurotiomycetes; Eurotiales; Aspergillaceae. Gene Ontology annotation, cellular component: membrane.